AACGGAAGUGACGUGUGCCAACCGGUGGCGGGAACGUCUCGUUUGCUGCCUGUAUUCAUUAUUUACCCCAAUGGCAUUGUAAGAGCGAUACGAAUGUACAGCUUAGAUAAUAUAAAUUAUAAAUAAUUGUGUUACCUAAGGAAUUUUGUGUUUACGUGUAAGUUUUUAGUCGUUACGCUAUGAAGCUGUCUUGAAGCUUUUAUUGUCAGACACAAGCAAGUGGGCGAGCAUCACCGGCGGAUAUCAGCCCGCGCGCGACGAGACCGGCUGUGACAGCGUUUCAUAUUGAAAGAUAUUAACAUGAGCUUAUUCAACCUCGAACGGUUCCGUUUCCAACGGGAUAAAUCGGCUGACAGUGGCAGUAAGUCGUCGGACGGAUCCAGCUCAGAUAAAGAGAAUCACCAGGCCCAGCAAAAGAAGGUAGAUGGCCGAAGCGUUACAGUCGAGUUACAGAGACAGGCACUUGAGGAUGUUUCUUCUGAUGACAAAGUUGUUUGGAUGAGCAAGGAUUCUCUAUCAAAGGACACGGAAGACAAAGUGUCCAAACUAAUGGAGAUGUUCCCGCAGAAGAGCAAGAAAGAUCUGGUGGAGGUGGUUGAGAGUACCAGCACACUGGAGGGAGCUGUAGCACACUGUUUGUUACUGUAUGGUGAAGAAGAUUCAGGCAGACAGAAAGGCAAAACAAGGUAUAAUGAAGAUAAUGAUAACAUUCAACCAAUGAAGAGGAGAAAAAUUGUGGGCUCUGAUUCUGAGGAUGAGGGAGAAUAUGAGGAAGAGGAGAACCAGGAGCCAAGCAGAGAAAAGCAGGAAGCUCUUCUAAAGAAGCUCAAGAAGAAACUACCUGAUUUAGAAAAGGAGGUCUUGAAAGAUGUCCUUAGAGAUCACGAAUGGGACUAUGAGAAUGCCUUGGGAUCAUUGCUUAUGUUUUCAUCAACAGAUUCCAGUUCACCAGAGGCCCCGAAAAAACAAAAGCCAGAAUCAUCUCGCUCCAAGGAACAAAAUGGCAAGAGCUCGCAGAGGCCAGACAGCUCAUCUAGUCUCGCAAAAUGGCUGACAGCGGCACCGUCACCUGUGCGAAACGUCUCCAGCUCAUCCACUCCCAAAACACAAAAACCAUCCAGCAGCAAGAACACAAUUAAGGACACAUCUGUAAAACGUAAGAGGAAGGAAGAUUUACCUUUAGAUAACAUCAGUGGAUCUGAGGGUGAGGAGGAGGACCUGGAUGGCGAGCUUGACAGCAUUUCGGAUGAGCUGGACUCGGAUGAUGAGGACACUAUCGCUGGUCCUCUCCAAGACCAGAUCAUUCAAUUCCUCCAAGAGGCUUCUCUAGAUGAGCUUGCACUUAUAUCUCGCUGCUCGGUCAAAAAAGCUCAGAAGAUCAUUUCCCUGAGACCCUUUAACACUUGGAAGGAUGUGAAAGAGCAGUUCUACAAGGAUAAUGGUCUAUCUAUAGAGCUGGUGCAUGGCUGUAGGGUGGUGCUGAAGGAGAGGCAGGUGGUCAGAGACCUCAUGGGCAGAUGUGAGAAGAUCGCACAGAAAAUGACUAAAGAUGUCACCCAGGUCAUAGAAGCAGGCUUGGGCUUCAUGAAGCAACCCAAAAUCCUGAACAGCAAUUUUAAAUUGCAGUCGUAUCAGCUGAUUGGCUUGAAGUGGCUGAUUCUGCUCCACCAGCACAAGCUCAGUGGAAUCCUAGCAGAUGAAAUGGGGUUGGGUAAGACUAUUCAGGCCAUCUCUUUCCUGGCUCAUCUGUAUGAAAAAGGCAUCAAAGGGCCUCACCUUAUAACCGUGCCCUCAUCCACACUGGAUAACUGGGUUCGUGAAUUGGGUAAUUGGUGCCCCAGUCUGAAAGUUCUUGUGUACUAUGGGUCAGUUGAAGACCGCAAAUAUUUGCGUCAAGAAAUACUAAGCAACCUGAUUGAUUUCAACAUCAUAGUGUCCACGUACAACAUCACAAUUGGAAAUGAUUAUGACCGCAGUCUCUUCCGCAAGCUGAAGCUGAAGUAUGCUAUAUUUGAUGAGGGCCACAUGCUUAAAAAUAUGAACUCGCUGCGCUACCGCCACCUCAUGGCCAUCAAUGCUGAGCACAGAUUAUUGUUAACUGGAACACCUUUACAAAACAACCUGCUUGAGCUCAUGUCUCUGCUAAACUUCAUCAUGCCUUCCAUGUUCUCCAGCAGCACCUCACAGAUCUCCAAGAUGUUCUCCACGAGGCCAGCAGAAGAGGAGAGCAGUUUUCAUAAGAAUAGAAUCGCACAAGCUAAACUUAUCAUGAAGCCAUUUAUCCUGAGACGAGUCAAGCGUGAUGUGUUGAAACAGCUUCCACCAAAAGUUGAAAAGAUUGAAAUGUGUCCCAUGAGUGAGGCCCAGAAGAAGCUGUACGACAAGCUUUUUAAAAGGCUCAAAAAGGCUCCAGCUGAAGAUAAGCGAGAGCUCUGUAAUGUGAUGAUGCAGCUGAGAAAGAUGGCCAAUCAUCCAUUGUUACACCGCCAGUAUUACACCAGUGAAAAAUUGUCUGCCAUGAGCAAGGCCAUGCUUAAGGAACCAACACAUUUUGAUGCAGACCCUGCGCUGAUCCAAGAGGACAUGGAAGUCAUGUCUGAUUUUGAGCUGCAUAAUUUAUGCAAGCAGUACAGCUCCAUCAGCAAAUUUCAGCUGGACAAAGAGCUCAUUUUAGACUCUGGAAAGUUUGCGCUGCUAACCAAGACACUUGCCAAGCUCAAAGAAAAGGGUGAUAGGGUUGUGCUGUUCAGUCAGUUCACCAUGGUGCUGGACAUUGUGGAGAUCCUGCUGAAACAUCUUGACUAUGAGUUUGUUCGGUUGGAUGGCUCUACUCCCAUGGCAGAGAGGAUUGGCCUUAUCGACAAAUACAACACAAACCUGGAGAUCUUUGUUUUCCUCCUGUCGACCCGUGCCGGAGGUCAGGGAAUCAACCUUGCCUCUGCUAACUCUGUGAUACUGCACGACAUUGACUGUAAUCCGUUCAAUGAUAAGCAAGCAGAGGACCGCUGUCAUCGAAUGGGGCAGACCAGAACGGUGCAGGUGAUCAAGCUCAUCAGCAAGGACUCGAUUGAGGACUGCAUGCUCCGUGUGGGACAAGAGAAACUGAAACUGGAGCAGGACAUGACCACUGAUGGAGGUGAGGAUGGUGCCAUGACUGAACAAAUGGCAGAGUUGCUCAAAGUCUCACUGGGCCUCUAACUAACAUGGACGUCAGUGGUAUUUGUCUGUGCAUUACCAUUAACUCAUCGAGUGGAAACAAAGCAACCAAUCGACAUGGAAGCUGCUAAUGGGGGUUAGAUAAGGACUAGCACUUUUCCCAGGAGUGUCCGAAUAUUUCAGGUCAGUUUUCAUCAGGUCAUCCUGAAAAACUGUGGUGGCUGUACAAACGAAAAGUGAUUGUAUUGCUUGUAUUGUGUGAUUUACCAGGCCAGAUUAUACACACACGGCUGGUCAUUUUCUACUGUAUUCACCUUAAACUAAAGACACUGAUUUUAGUACAUGCUUGUUUCUGUUAAGAUGGUUAUACUUUUACUGUAAUUGUUUAUCAAUGUGUAUGUCUUGUAUUAUGUUUUUCUAAAUAAAGCCAAUGUCAAUUUAAUG
Triplophysa rosa is the source of this 3600-nucleotide messenger RNA. It is a transcript of the gene smarcad1a, whose product is annotated as SWI/SNF-related, matrix-associated actin-dependent regulator of chromatin, subfamily a, containing DEAD/H box 1 a. The record is from RefSeq and is a predicted model, not a curated record. Lineage: Eukaryota; Metazoa; Chordata; Actinopteri; Cypriniformes; Nemacheilidae. Gene Ontology annotation, cellular component: nucleus. The transcript has 23 exons. Gene Ontology annotation, molecular function: chromatin binding; DNA binding; ATP binding. Bases 301 to 3198 code for a protein of 965 amino acids.